ACCGGAAGCGGAAGAGAAGGGCGGUUGAAGCUGGAGGAGAAAAGGGUGACUUCUCCACGCAGGAUCGUCUGGACGAAUUCACGCGUGUCGGGCAUUUUUUUAAGAGCAAUCGGCCAAGAUGGGGAAACAAUUUGGAAACCUGAUGAAAACGAGGCACGUUGUCAGCUACUACCUGUCUCCGUUUGAACAGAAAAUGUUCCCCAACAUCUCACACAGGAUGGUAAACACGUGGAGACGAUUUAGCUCCUCGUUCUUCAGGGUGACACCUCAAUUUGUCAUUGCGUACAUGGUUUAUUCCUGGGGAAACAGCUACAAUAAAAAAUUGAAGAGGAAGAACCCGGCCGACUACGAAAACGACGUGUAAGAAGAUUCACAGGGGAGAAAAUUUCUUUCCAGCUUUUUUCCCCCCCCUUCUCGGUUCCGAAGAUACGACGCGUCGUUGUAAGAACACUGGGAUCCAAUAAACCUCUUUUGUGUUCCUUC
This is a messenger RNA of Pantherophis guttatus, 483 nucleotides long. It is a transcript of the gene UQCRQ, whose product is annotated as ubiquinol-cytochrome c reductase complex III subunit VII. Gene Ontology annotation, cellular component: respiratory chain complex III. Lineage: Eukaryota; Metazoa; Chordata; Lepidosauria; Squamata; Colubridae. Gene Ontology annotation, biological process: mitochondrial electron transport, ubiquinol to cytochrome c. The record is from RefSeq and is a predicted model, not a curated record.